Messenger RNA from Haliotis rufescens (red abalone), 4318 nucleotides. RefSeq names its product glycerophosphodiester phosphodiesterase domain-containing protein 5-like. The record is from RefSeq and is a predicted model, not a curated record. Bases 837 to 2447 code for a protein of 536 amino acids. Gene Ontology annotation, cellular component: membrane. NCBI's taxonomy places the organism in Eukaryota, Metazoa, Mollusca, Gastropoda, Lepetellida, Haliotidae. Gene Ontology annotation, biological process: lipid metabolic process. Gene Ontology annotation, molecular function: glycerophosphodiester phosphodiesterase activity. The transcript has 14 exons.
CAAGUCAUACCGAUCACCGGCCUUUCCGUAACCCGAAGUAGCAAGCACCAAUCACAGGCGAGAUCACAAACGGCCUCCAUGAGCUGGCCAUGUGCACAUUUCUUGUGCCCAGCUUCACCAACAUGCUGGUUCUGUCUGGUCAAAUCUCCAUCGAAGGUCAGGGACAGCUGCCUGCUGACCCGAUGUCACACAACCACGGCCCUCUCCCCCCUGGCUCCCACUCCCAAGGAAACAGUUCAUUGUCUCAUCUUUUUUAUCUUUAAAAUCUCUUCUUUUUUCUAAACACGUAACCUUAAAGUUAAUAACGUUGUCCGCACUAGUCAUUCGUGUUUGCAGUUGAUUGUAUCCAUGGUGUCAGUACUGUAAUUUUUCUAGUAUCCUGAACGAGGAAAACUCCCAUAUUAACACCUUAUUUAUAAAUUUCCAUUAAAUUCAAUUUGUAUAGUUUCUUUCUAUCUUAUCAGGGCAUUAAGAUUUGCAUAGUAAUUAUGGUUUAUCUUUCUUCCUUUGGCUGUCAAUUAGUUGUGUUCAUUGUGUUGGACAUUGUUGCAGACCCAGACCAACAUGGCUGUGUGGCCACUGACAUCACCUCUCCACACAUCCUUCUGACACAGCCUCCUGACACAGCCUUCUGACACAGCCUUCUGACACAGCCUCCUGACACAGCCUCCUGACACAGCCUCCUGACAGCACCUUGAUAUUUUCUUCAAGAUGGAAGACUGUGUAAGCGAGACCUGUUCUGGUUCAGCCUCUUCUGCCUGACAUUCCUCUACAUCAUCUUCUACUUCUACUUCUGGCUCAUCGUCAAGAACAGCUUUGAUGACCUCAACUGGCACAUGUUUGGGCUGCUGAGGACAUGGGUUCCCUGGUACAGAAUCAUCCUGGGGCUGACCUGCGCCGUGUUUGCCUACUUCAUUAUAGUCAUGUGCCUGGUGUUGUGCCACGUCCUGCACGGCCACCAACUCUACAUCCACCCGGUCCACAUCGCUGUCAUCCUUUUCAGCCUGCUGGGCUGCGUUGCCAUCACGGUUGCCGUGGAGUUGAUGUGGCGCUCUGAAUGGACACUAGUAUUACUCUCUCUCAGGAUCACGGGACCCUUCCUCCAGAUCGGUGCAGUUGUGCUGAUGACUCUGAUGACAUGGGUUAUCUCCCUUCAGUGGUUUAAACUCUCACAUUGGGCGUUGAAGCUGUUGUGGCUGACCGUGUAUGUUGCUGUUAUGAUCGGACUGUACAUAUCCCCGUACUUCAUCAAUUCCCCGUGUGUCACUCACGCCGACAACUUGCCUAGUAAGCCCCUCGUACUAGCCCACCGAGGAGCAUCAGAGAUUUUACCCGAGAACACACUGAUGGCGUAUGAGUUUGCCUACCAGGAUGGAGGCUAUGGUGUGGAGAGCGACGUGCAGAUCAGCCUGGACUGUGUGCCCUUCAUCCUCCAUGACAGGAGCUUAGAGAGGACCACAAAUAUAAAAGAUGUUUUCCCGGACCGAGUAAAUGAUGAUCCAUCGUCUUUCAACAUGUCGGAUUUAAAAGCUUUGAAUGCUGGUUCCUGGUUUAUACAAAAUGACCCUUUCUGGACUGCCGGAGACUUGACCGAUGCUCAACGGAAACAGGUAGCCAAUCAGACGCUGCCGACAUUGGAGGAGCUUGCACGAUUGGGCCGAAACUACAGUGACAAUGUGUUGAUGUUCGACCUGCGGGCCCCGCCACAGUCACACCCCUGCUUCAAUCUGAGCGUCAACUACACCAUACAAGCCCUCACGAGAGCAGGAUUCCCACUACAAAACGUCUGGUGGCUACAGACCACAUUCAACAACAGCCGCCCCACCGGUGUCACCGUCGUGGGCGAAUACUACAUCCCCGUCAGCAGUCUCAGGAAGGCCAACAUGUCCAUCGUCAAUGUCCAGUACACGGAGCUGACCGACGACCAGAUAGAGGAGUACCAGGCCUCCAACAUCAGCAUCAAUAUGUGGACUGUGAACUCCGAGUGGAUGUACUCCCUGUGUUGGUGCAUGGGCAUCUCCUCCGUCACGGCAGACAGCUGCCACACGCUCAGGCACGUCCAGGCGCCCCUCUGGCAUCUGGUGCCGUCCAGCUACCUGAUCCUGUGGGUGACUGUGGACGUGUUGUCAGCUGUGAUUGUCAUCACGGUGUUCAUAGUACAGAGAAUCCGAUUAUACGGGACUUCCUUCAGUCCUGAGACCAUCUCCCUGAACAGCGCCGCCCGCAGCGCCCAGGGCCACCGAUCUCGCAACAUGAAGGAGAAGUUGCUCUACAACAUGACGGACGGGGACCUCGUGGAGGAGGUGGAGGCGCGGGCUGCCGGGCACGGCGGCGUGGUCAACCAGCCCGCAUCAUCCUACUCCAUGGCCUCCAUCAACAACGACCCCUACGCCAGCCGAUACCACAACGGAAACACCUUCCCCGACAGCAAGUAUGAAGUGGAGUAGAGCUGGCCGGUGGUCAAUGUGACAAUAGUCUUUCUUUGUGACACUACAAGUUUGGAUGCAAUAUUUUUAUCUGUGUAUUACGGUGUAUUUAUUGGUACACACAGCCUUGUGAGCUUACGUCACUGUGUCACGGAACGUCUGGUAGUCGUCUUUGUCAAAGGCAGGGAGUUGUGUGUGGCUCUCUGGCUGUGUGUGAACGUGUUGUGACAUUGGAUCAUUCCAAGAAAAAUGGGUUAAUUGCUUUGCUCCUUGUCAUGAAACAGGGAAGGCUUUGCAACAAACAGAGGACUGCUGUAUCAGUAGACUUCUUGUCAGAUCGUCAGUGAGGUACGGAUAGGAAAAGUGGAAAUAAAGUUUCUCAUCCCGUGUCAUUGAAAUGUAUAAUUUUGGUUUUGGCCAGCAAGAAAUUUUAGUCUAAACAAUACAGAAACACUUUGAAUACAUAGAGUUGAUUUUGACUCUUUCAAGUCAAGUGUUACGGGAAGCUUAUGUCCGGGUAUGACAACGGGAAUGAGGAUUCAAACUCAGACAACAUUACCUAGCAUGCCUUCAGGCCUCACAAACCAAUUUCUUUGUUUUUUGUCAUUUGGCUGAACAUUAUUUAGUGUGUCAAUAUAUCUGAUGCCAUCAUUGCUUAUGAGUUUAUCAAUAUUCUGCAACUGAGAGAAACUUUACUUCAUGUUUUAAUGAGCUGAUGAGAAACUUUAUUUCAUGACCAAAUGUGAAGAUAUUGAACGUACCUUGAGCCACAGUUUGUGAGUACUGCGUGUAUGGUGGAGCUGUUGCCCUUUGAUAUCACUUGCUACAACGUAUAUGUUAUGUAUCCUACUGCCUUGGUCAGUGUGUAUGAAGGAUGACCUGUCGGAGUGACUGGGGUAGGGUGGCCACCUUUCAGUUAACCCUAGAGACGCAGUCCUUUGGUUUUAUCAGGUAUUGUGAAGGUGAACUUCAGAACCUGGUUCAUAGACAGUGUUGGUGCUACCACAGGGCCUUUUGUUGUCUGUUGGUUGAUUUUUGUGACCGAAUGACUUUAAAACACCAGAAGAAAAGAAAUUACUUUUGACAUAUUUUGCAAUGGGGAACUGAAUUUCAUUUGUGGGCGGUGAGAGGAUGAAACCACUUCUGUAUUCAAACUUAUGCAGAGCUCGAGAUAAGUUGCGUAUUUGCGUAAAAUACACAUUAAAUAAACUGAAGUUUGCAGACAAAUAAAAUACUAGCGUAUAAAAUACGCAACAAAAACUAUAAAUACACUAUUGAAAUAAAAAUAAUGCGUAUAUUACAACUAUUUGAAUUAACCGUUGCGAACAUUACAACUGUUAGAAAAAAUUAUUGUGUAUCAGACGAUCACCAAAUUCACUUACCGACAGUUACAUUCGGAAAAGCACGUUGUGCCUAGGCAAAUGUACGUGUUGUAUCUUAAUUAGUCGUAGAUUGGUAAUUAAAACAAUAGCUUUCUUACAAUGCUAGGUUUUGUAAACAAAAAUUGUCUUCCCGGGGAGGGAGCCGCAAACAGACGCAGACGGGUAUACUACUAUUCACAUAGUUUUAAACGGGAUUGUUACGAAACAGGUUUUAAGUUAAAUUCCCAAAUGCCGAGAAAGAGGUGGGUAAAAAUGUUUUGAAUACCAUCUAAAACUUGUGGAUAUACACUCAAAAUCGAACCCCUGAGUAAAAUCCCAAAUAACCCACAGCUUAUCUAUAGGGCUGCUGAUGGCUUCAGAAACUAAACAGUCUGAAACCCAAUACACAGUUUGAUGUUCUCCACUUCAAGGGCACGGGUGGCCCAGUCGUCUAAGGCGUCACGAUUCGCUGUGCAGAGUUGCGUCCCUUGGGCAUGCCAGAAACCUGUGAUUGUGGGUUCAAAUCCCGGU